AUGCCUGUUACCGGUAGUUACAUAAUCAUCGCAAAGACUAAUAACAUAACAACUCUUGUGUGGUUUUCUAAUGAUGGGGGGAACGAUUUCCAUCAAGUUCUUUUUCUUGAAAACAAUGAAACCAUCAAUGGCUGCUAUCUGAAUCCCCACGGAGGCAGUGUGGUCUUUACUAGCAACCUUCACAAGCUGUACUACGGUAGCACAGGUGUGCAAAGGUUGGUUGAGUUGGUUGUAGCCCCGCCCCUACCCAAUUUACAGUCCCUGGCCAUUCAUAUCACUCAGACUGGCUCUGUGAUCGCAGUGGGGAUUACGAAGAUCAGUAAUCAAUGGUGGACGCAGGAGAUAGAGAUGUCAAGUGCUAUACAGCUGUCGGAGACGGUACCCAACAGCGCCCUCGCUGUCCAGUUUGUGACGGAAGCCAAGGCAAUCCUGUAUGAAGUCAUCCCGGCCGAUGAGGUCGGUGGUGGCGCCCUCACGCUGAGUCUCAUGACGGCAGGCAAGCAGUUGAAUCAAAGGAGUGGUGGAAGGGCCAUCAUCACUGAUUCGUUGCCUGAGAUCCAGACACCAGACUAUUUAGUCAUUGUGGGCAGAGCUCGAGUGUACAGUCAGUUUGAGGCCGAGACCUGGCGGAGUAGACCGGCGCUAAACUAUGACAUUACUAUACAACCCUACUAUGGAAAGACAGUCUUGAUGUAUCUUAAGCUGAAGGGAGACGUUCCUGGGUGGCAUUGCGGUGACGUCGGCAAGACUCUAGAGAUGCCUGGGGCCACCAGCAUCCUGAUACUAGCCUGUCACAAUCGUACUCAUAUCCAGGGCUUACCUCUGCUGUCCCACAUGGUCCAGCCGACCUACCCUGCCAAGAGAUGGAGGUUGUAUGACUUGAGAGCCUACCCGAAUCAGGCUGAUGUCAUUAACCAGACGCUGUCCGUCAACACCAGUGCCGGCGUUGCGUGCCUUCUGCAGGAAGGAAGAUUUGAGUUUGGCCAGCACCACUUAAAUAUGGCACUCCAGGUGGCAGGCGGACGUGCCAAACUUGGGCAAAUUCUCGACGAAAGCUGCUGUCAGUUGGUUAACAUCUCAGGCUCACUCAGCGGAGAGCUCGACCCCGGGGAGUGGGGUCUCUAUCAAACGUACUCAGACGGUAGGGAGGGUAAUGUUCCCCAUCUGACCCUGACUGAGGCACCAUGUCGACACUUCUUGACCCCUGACCCCAACGCCAGCAGGUACCCAGUCAGGCAGCUGGAUCUUAGUGAUAACUUCACCUUCUCUGUGACUGCAAGCCUGAAAGGCAAGAAAGCCAAGAAAUUGCCGUUGAUGUACUUGCGCGUGGCAAACCCCAAGGUGUUCUACAUACGGACCAGUGAAGCCACUGAUCAGUACGGCAGUGAAACGCUGACUCUCAAUGUCAAGAACAUGUUACAUGGCAAGGGAUCCUCCUCUGUGACCUUUAACCUCCCGGAUGCGUCUCUGCUGUGCCCUCGGACGUCGUUCACGCUGACGUUUCAAGCCACCUGCCCAUCCACCAAGCAUCUCCACUAUGUGUACCAACCCCAGCUCAGCCAGCAAGAGUUGUUGCACGGUAAUCCCCUGGACGCAAAGGGCAAACCUAUACUCAUUGAUAUUCCCGUCAACUACCGACCCCCAUCCCCGCUUGGCAUCUCCAUUCCCACCAGUAGAAACAUCUACAACGCUGAUCCUAGCAAACCAAGACCUAGGGACAUCUAUCAGAUAUCAAAGGACACUGGCGUCUACAAGCAGUGUCUAGACAAAGCCAAUCGUUCAGAGUGUGGCUGCACUGAUGCUAUGAAGAUGUCGUCGCUGCAGAGAAAUACUGACUGCAGAGAAAGGGCCUACAGAUUGGUUCAUCCUGGCAAGCUGUCCAUGAGGUUCCAGAUCUUAGAAGCAGAGAAAGAACCAAUUGAGCUAGUGGAACCUUACGUCAUUACAGUGAAAGAGAUCAACGGACGGCAGGACUAUAGUGUGGAAGACGAAUCUACCCCCAGUUUGGACAAGAUGAAGGAGUUAUUAACUGAACAAAUCGGCAACACAAGCAGGUUGAUCAACCCAGCCACUGUUCGGCUCAUACUCACGGGUUCAGGAUUGUAUCACUUCAGAGCGUCUGUUAUCCGAGGUUUUAGCUACUGCAAUCUUGAAGAUGAAGUGCAGGUAUAUGUUGACAAGGCCCCCUUACCCAACCCGACCCAGAUGAUUGUCAUCACUGUCAUCAGUGUGGUGAUUGGUGGAGUACUGUUCUCGGUUUAUCUCUAUUAUCUUCACUCGCAUCAUCAGCCACGCAUCAGGAAGACUGGCUCACAGUGCAUGGAUCCACAAAAACAACGGGAACAAAGGAAGUAGUGGUAGAUGACACGGAAUCAUCAGGAAAACUGGCUCACAGUGCAUGGAUCCACAGGAACAAAGGGAACAAAGGAAGUAGUGGUAGAUGACACGGAAUCAUCAGGAAAACUGGCUCACAGUGCAUGGAUCCACAGGAACAACGGGAAAAAGGAAGUAGUGGUAGAUGACGGGCACGGAAUCAUCAGGAAAACUGGCUCACAGUGCAUGGAUCCACAGGAACAACGGGAAAAAGGAAGUAGUGGUAGAUGACGGGCAUGGAAUCAUCAGGAAGACUGGCUCACAGUGCAUGGAUCCACAGGAACAACGGGAACAAAGGACGUAGUGGUACAUAUGAUUUGCAAGAAUCACAGAAUCAUCAGGAAGACUAGCUCAUAGUGCUCGUAUCCACAAGAACAAUGGAAACCAAUGAAGUAGUGGUAGUGGACCAAGCUUUGUUCAGAUCAGGGUCAUAUUAGCCUUUUUGAGAUAUGGGAGACAAAAGUAAUGGUCGACAAAUUAAUGGGCGCUAUUUUGUUUGGGUAAUUUUGGGAUCGCAGGAUUGUAAUAUUGAUUUGGUCCAGCUGAAUAUGUAGGCAUAUUCACAAAGUUUCGAGUUCUAAAAAUAUGUGGAGGUCAAAUAGGGAGAGGGCGUGAAUUUUCAAUAUUUGCAUUUAGCAGACGGAGUUCCACCUGGUAUUAAGACCUGUGGCUGUGUAUUGAUCAGCUGCAUUAUUUUGAGCUGGAGAUGUUGCGAAAGCAAGUGAUAAAGCAGAGUAGUUUUGGAAAUAUUCAAAAUGUGCUUGGUAUCCGCUCCGUUCACAAGUACCCCCUCACUGGCAAAGGAAGUACAGUUGGGGGUGACCGACCGACGCCAUCUUGCCUGACUGCAAUUCAUUUGCCGCGAAGCGCGGCCACUGCGUGUAAAUC
This is a messenger RNA of Patiria miniata (bat star), 3261 nucleotides long. RefSeq lists its product as uncharacterized. Gene Ontology annotation, cellular component: cilium; CatSper complex. NCBI's taxonomy places the organism in Eukaryota, Metazoa, Echinodermata, Asteroidea, Valvatida, Asterinidae. The coding region runs from base 1 to 2355 and encodes 784 amino acids. The record is from RefSeq and is a predicted model, not a curated record. The transcript has 18 exons.